CUUACUGUCGGUGGUGUUCACGAUUUUGCCUCGAGGUUGUGAAGCAAGAACCUACUCGACAUGGCUGCAAAGCUUUGUAUGUGGGUCACGCCCCUGAGUGCCUGGUCAACGGUGGCAGGCACUGCUCGUCGUAGAAGACGUCAGGAACAAACUUAGAUCUGUGCCACGCGAGCAUAUCACCACCGCAAUCACUGCAUAACCAAAGGCACCUUUCGAACCAAGUCAUGGAUCAACACCGAGGCUGGAGCUUGUGCUCAUAUGCCCUGAUAAGGGCGUCGGGUUUCUGCUGUCCGACAGGCUGGCUUUGCCUCAACCGCCGUUACACGUCGGCCUAAAGAAAGCCACAGACAUGUUAACUGCCUCUAUGACAUGUCUCGCGCCACGCGGAAUUGGGUGAGUUUGCUCAAAAUCUGGCUUAAGACGGAUCAAGGACUGGCCGGGCUUUAUGCCCUUCCUCUCGACCUUUUAGUCUACUUAUCUGGCAGCAGCGUCCUGCGGGAAGGGGUCUCUUCUGAACAAGGGAACAUCGGCCACAUCCUACUCUGGAUAGGUGGUGGCCACCUCGAACAGCGAUCAUGGCUCCCUUUUACCGAGUCAGCAUGGCCAACGCCGCCGCCGGUGAUGGUCGCCUGGGGUUCCGGUAUCUUCACAAGCUCGCCGAUGCCCUGUGCGGACGCUCCGAGGCCGGCGGCACCGCUGUGGACGAGCAGAGGGGCGCCGCCAGCACCCCCGUCACCUACCACCCCAUGACCAACGCCGGCGACGCGAAGGGCGCAAAGACCCACCAGACCAUCAACCUCACGCUGGGGAUCCUGGGCGCCGUCCUGACGGGCCUGUUCCUGGUCUGCUUCGCCGCCUACAGCGUCCGCCUGGCCGUGCGCGGCGAGCUCUGCGCCACCUACCGGCGCAAGUUCCGCUGCCUCGGCGCCCGCAUCAAGUCUGCGGGUCGCUGCGUCGGCGGCUGCUUCAGCAAGGCCUCGUGGAAGAGGCUGCCGGGGAACCUGAAGUGGUUCUUCUCAAGCCAGAACGGCUGCUGGACCUGCGCCUGCCUGCGAGCGCCGAAGAACGGCGACGACGCCAACAACAGCAACAAUAACAACAACAAUAACAACAGCGUCAGCGACGGCCAGACGAUCAGCUCCCCCGGUGGCGGCGGCGGCAGCAACAACAACACCGGCGACGGCAGCGGCAGCCCGUUCAAGAGCCACAUCGGGGCCGACAUCAGCCACCUCUUCGAGGACAGCGACUCGGCCUUUGCUGGCGCGCCGGAGCCGCCCAUCGAGAUGCACCCGGCGCUGCGCCGCGACAGCGCCGCCGCGCAGCAGCAGCAGCGCCAACAGCAUCAGCACCAGUCGCCGCACGCCGUUGCGGCGCCGCCGCCAGCGCGGGGUGGCGGACUGCCGGUCCUGUCGCUGGACCUGCCGGGCUCCUCGAUGAACCCCCCUGCCAAGACCCGGCCGAUGAGCAUGGAGUCCACGUACUAUUCUGGACUUCUCGAGCACGCUCGCCCCUGGCUCAUGUGGGCGAGCUCGCCGCCGCCCGAGCGCACGCUCGCGCCUGCCCCGGGCCCCGGCGGCGGCGUCACGCGCAGCAACAGGCUCAGCCGGCUGAUGGAAGGACGUCGGAACUAGAGAGCGUUGGAUGUGCUGGAGGGCUGAUUGUAGGGAGGAGAAGG
This is a messenger RNA of Gaeumannomyces tritici R3-111a-1, 1675 nucleotides long. RefSeq lists its product as hypothetical. Bases 576 to 1631 code for a protein of 351 amino acids. The record is from RefSeq and is a predicted model, not a curated record. NCBI's taxonomy places the organism in Eukaryota, Fungi, Ascomycota, Sordariomycetes, Magnaporthales, Magnaporthaceae. The transcript is spliced from 3 exons.